Cucurbita pepo subsp. pepo (vegetable marrow) is the source of this 2118-nucleotide messenger RNA. The record is from RefSeq and is a predicted model, not a curated record. NCBI's taxonomy places the organism in Eukaryota, Viridiplantae, Streptophyta, Magnoliopsida, Cucurbitales, Cucurbitaceae.
GAAAGAAAGGAGUUCCAAAAACAUUUUCAGGCUGCUACGAAAGAGCAGAAGGUGGUGGAAUUGAUGUUGGAUGAACUUGAAAUGAUACAUGAAAAGGCGACCGACAAAAUUUCACACUUAGAAAGUGAGGUAAUGACCUGUCAUAACUUCUUUAAGCUCUCACUUAUCAUAGUUCUGAUAAGAAGUGGACAGAGGUAUAUUUGGAAAGACGAUAAUAUACCUAAAGCAAGAUUGAUCGAACUUUUAGAAUCUGGGUUAAAAUCUGGUCUCCGCUCUCUUAGUUCUGAAGUAUCAAAAGAUGAAGAUGAUAAAGAUGUCGCCAAAACUCUUGAUGAACAGAGAGAGAUUGCGAUUUCCCGAAGUCUAUUCAGUACCUUGUUGUCACUUUUGGUUGGAAUGAUUAUAUGGAAAGCUGAAGAGUCUCACUUGUGCCUGGUUAUGGCACUCUUGUUUGUGGUUAGCAUCUCAUUAAAGAGCGUUGUUGAGUUUUUCACGACCAUAAAGAAUAAACCUGCCUUGGAUGCUGUUGCUCUUUUGAGCUUCAACUGGUUCAUACUUGGAAUACUUGCUUACCCGAUGCUGCCAAAUAUUGCUCGUUUGCUUGUUCCUCUGACCUCGAGGUUUGUUGGACAAAUAGUGGAAUGGUUUGGUUUCUCCAUUUUCUGAUCCAUUCUAAACUACUUCCUGCAACUCGAGAGGUACAUCACCUAAUCCCAUUAGACAUUGGAUCAUAAAACUUUAUCUUCUAGUCGUGAAUUUUCCACGUAGCAUGCGAUACAUAGGAGUUCAAAAGUUGUUUAUUCAUCUUUACCAUGAUCUCAAUGUGAAUUUUCAAUAUUGUUUAUAACUUGUACAUUGGUUAGACUAUCUACUUUAAUGUAACUUAUUUAUUUGUUCACUUCUUCUCUGACUAUGAGUGAUCCGUUCUCACGUCUUUCCAAGCUUUAUGCAAUUGAUUAAGUUUCUAUAUAGAAAGCCCACAAUUAUGAGUCAUCACAUUUGGGGACUUUUAUGAUGUAUUGGGCUCUAUCAUUGGAUCAAGCCGUGGGUGCUGAUGCUCAUCUUCACUACCAUAAUUUCAGCAGGUUGAAGUCGUGUGUGCUUUUGCUGGCCUACAUGGGUCGGGUCGGGUGGUUGUUGUUGACAACCAUAGCUACCAUAUUAUGAAGGCCUUUCUUCCAAAGAAAUGAGUAUAACCAAUCCCAAUGGGACUUUAAAUUGUUGUUAUAAUUGUUUUGAAUGGAAGGACAGAUGUGUGGCUGGGGCUGUUCAUUGAAUAAAGUCCACAGUUUUGUCUUAAGCUUUAGACUCAAAAGUGGAUUCUUCUUGAUUUAGGUCUGUGCUUUGAUUCAUUAAAUGUUUGGUUUUGGAUGCUUGGCUUGUAUUUUGCCACAUUACUUUGCCUCUCAUUGUCUUUAUUCUUGCGAUAUUGGUUGGCCGACUUGUCAGUUAAAAUGCUCUGGGGACCAGUUUUUGUUCUUUAUUACUCUUUGCUAAUAAGCACAAUAUUGGAGAUAACUCCUUGAUACUCUAAAUUAUUGGUUGAGUUGAGAAGUGUCGUAAUCAGCUAGAAGUUUUAACUAGAUGGUGAUGCUUUGCUAGUUGAACUUGGUCGAAAUAUUAGUUCCUAUUCGAUAGGGUUAAUUGUGUCAUUUGGUUCUUGCAUGGUACACCAUAUUGCAUAAGGUUUGAAUUGGGUUUAGGCUAACGUGUUAUAUCGUGGUCGGUCGAGGAUAAUACAUGUUUCAAAGGAAAAAAAUUCUAUGGUAUCACUAUUGAGUGUUUACAUAAUGUUUGAACUGUGUUUAAGCUGACGUCUUGUGUUGUAGUCAGUCGAGGAUAUACAUGUUACGAAGCGGAGAAAUACUCUACGGUAUCACUAUGGAGUGUUUAAACGAGGACUAUGUUACUUACUUGACUCAAAUUGUUUCUAAAGGCGGAAACUAUUCUUAUGGAUCAAUACAAGUCGUUUUACAUAUAUGUUUUGUUUAACAUAGAAUUGUUCCUAGCUUUGUUACGAAGGUUAUCUGAUUGAGUCGCUUGAAAAUAAGCUAUACUUUAUUGGUUCUUUUAAAUUUAUCUAUAAUUUUGUAUUUUUCAACAUUAUUCUUAUUUAAA